Thermothelomyces thermophilus ATCC 42464 is the source of this 965-nucleotide messenger RNA. RefSeq lists its product as uncharacterized. The record is from RefSeq and is a predicted model, not a curated record. The coding region runs from base 156 to 776 and encodes 206 amino acids. The transcript is spliced from 3 exons. NCBI's taxonomy places the organism in Eukaryota, Fungi, Ascomycota, Sordariomycetes, Sordariales, Chaetomiaceae.
GGGCGACUUCCCUCUCCAUUUCGAACGUGAGUCAGACCUAUAUUUAUCAAUCCUACGCGCACACCACGAACCAUAGUGUGAUACAAUCUUUUCACGGAUCACAGGCGUCAACUUUGGCCAAAUGGCAAAGGGAUAGUCCCCCCCCAGCGUCGAAAAUGGGUCUUACCACCAUCUUGCGCGGCUUCAAAGUCCCCAUCGCCGUCCUCGACCGCUUCCUCGUGUCCAAUGGCGUGGAGGAGACGUACGGCAUCCCCCCCAGCUUGCUUCGUAUCCCCGGCUCGAGCGUUCCGCCGCUGGACGCCCAGGCGACCUUUCUACGCGCCAAGCUGGCCGCCGCGGGCGACGCCAACUCGACGGCACGCAUCUUCAUCCCGCAGACACAGGGCCAAGCCCGGUCGAGCUACGGCUACGUGGCCUACGCCUAUGUCAUGAUCUUUAGCCAGCGCAGGAUCGACCUCGCGGCCGAGCUGCCCGACCAAGCCCCACCGGGCUUUGCGGAGCUGCGGCGCGAGAUUCUGGCUUGUGCCGAGGAGGGAGAGCAGGCGUUGCUGCAGGUGGCCGGCAUGCAUGGCGGCGAGGGAGAAGAUGACGCGAGCCUGUUGUAUAUCGUCCUCACCGACGAACGCGAGUUUCCGUUUUCGCGGCCGUUUAUGCGAGAGUCUGACCUCCGUUGCGACUACUGCGCCGCGGUUUUCGACUGUUGGUUCGACUUGCAGAACCACCGGAGCGACGCGCAUGGAGUGAAAGUGCUGAACUUACUUCCUGAUGACUUCUAAUUGAUCUGCUGUCCACGCUGUAGCUUAUCUCCGGCGGAUGUCAGUGUAUUGAAUCAUGCCCUUCGUAGCAGCGGUGACCUUCACCCACCAAGUGAAAGUCGGCUACAAGUCAAACUCGCAUCAGUAAUAAUUAUGGGCUUAGAGCCUUAACCGGGAAAGGAUAUGGGUCUCGCCUCUUUGUGACCGGUA